AUGAGUCUCCAACUUUCACAUCACGACAAAAGUGAUCUGGGCGAGUCCUUCGCGAGAAUCUCCACACCUUCACCUCUACCCGAGCGCGACUUCCAUCGAAACGAUGAGCCUACUCCACAAACCGUCGAGGAAGUCAAGACUCUGCUCAAGCUCGUUGGCCCCGUCAUGAUCACGACGUUCUUGGAGUUUCUACCGGGCUUUAUGUCGAUCAUCCUCGCCGGCAACAUCGAUUCGCCAUUGUCGCAGCAUUACAUCGACGCCGCAACCUUCUCCAUCAUAUUGCUGAACAUCACCUCGCUUUCAGUCGGAUUGGGCCUCGCCUCGGCGUUGGAUACGCUUUCUUCGCAAGCCUACGGGGCCAAACGCUUUGAGAAGAUUGGCGUCUACUUCCAGACCGGAGUCGUGGUCCUCACUGUAAUCCACGUGCCGAUGCUCUUUAUCAACUCCUUCACCGAGCCCAUUCUGAAGGGGCUGGGCCAGGACGCCGAGGUCGCGCACUUGGCUGGACAAUUCUCUCGCUGGAUGCUGCCUGGUGUGCCGUGUCUUUUCCUCUACGAGCUCCUGCGCAAGCGAUCGGGAACGUCGUCAAUGUCGCUGCGGGGUACGGCCUGGCCUACCGGCUUCAAUGGCAUCGCUAUGGGCCGGAGUCUGGGCAACUUUGUUCUGCCGCUGCUGCUGGUGCCGUAUUUCAUGUGGAGACCGCACCACUUGAGGCAGUGGUGGUGUCAACCCUGGGAUCUCAAGGCUGCCAUGGGCUACGUCGGCCUCUUCUUGCGCCUUGGAGUCCCAGGGAUGCUCAUGCUUGCGAUGGAUAUGUGGGCGUUUGAGGCGCUCUCCAUCCUCGCUGGCUUGUUACCGGACAGCGUUGUUGCUGUCGCGGCUCAUUCCGUCCUGGUCAAUGUCGAUCUGCUCGUGUACACAACGUUUGCGGGUCUGUCCGUCGCUGCCAACAUUCGAGUUGGAAAUUGUCUUGGAGCUGACAAGCCGAAAACUGCCAAGUUGGCUCGCACCGUCGCGCUUACCAUCACGUUGGCUCUGACGCUGUUCUUCACGGGGCUCAUCUUCGGGCUAAGUGAUUAUAUCCCGCUGCUUUUCCUCGACAAAGGCAAAAGUGCCGACCUGGCUUCUCAUGUGAUGGCGAUCAUUUCACCCCAGAAGAUCGUGGAUGGACUGAAUGCUGUGACCCAAGGCGUGUUUCGAGGUGCGGGCAAGCAACGCGAUGCUGCCAUUGCCAACGCGGUGGCGUACUACAUCUUCGGUGUUCCGUUCGGUGCACUGUUAGCUCUCCAGUGUGACCUCGGCGUCAUAGGCCUAUGGAUUGGCAUGACCUUGGGAAAUUUCCUGGCCUUAAGCACGAUGGCUGUGCUCAUGAAGCGCUACUGGGAUUGGGACUGCAUAGCGGACGACGCGCGAGCUCGUACCAAUCUCUAA
Molecule: messenger RNA, 1431 nt
Organism: Phytophthora sojae
Lineage: Eukaryota; Oomycota; Peronosporomycetes; Peronosporales; Peronosporaceae
Exons: 4
Coding region: 1-1431 (476 amino acids)
Biological process (GO): xenobiotic detoxification by transmembrane export across the plasma membrane
Cellular component (GO): membrane
Molecular function (GO): antiporter activity; xenobiotic transmembrane transporter activity
Source: RefSeq, a predicted model, not a curated record